This is a messenger RNA of Penicillium soppii, 834 nucleotides long. RefSeq names its product nucleotide diphosphatase. The record is from RefSeq and is a predicted model, not a curated record. NCBI's taxonomy places the organism in Eukaryota, Fungi, Ascomycota, Eurotiomycetes, Eurotiales, Aspergillaceae. The transcript has a single exon. The coding region runs from base 1 to 834 and encodes 277 amino acids. Gene Ontology annotation, molecular function: nucleoside triphosphate diphosphatase activity.
AUGUCAGAAUCCAAAGAAGCCCUUCUCUCACACAUGGAAGACCCCAACAACCGCGAAACCACCCCUCCCCCAGCCUAUGACCCUCCAACCAAGCUAAACCGCGGCGCACCUCUCCCACGCCCACCACCUCUCAACCUGCCGGUACUGAACAGCCUCCGCAGCCGACGAGUAAUCCUCGCCUCCCAAUCCCCGCGCCGCAAACAGAUAAUGUCAUUUCUGGGCCUCGCAAACCUAGAAAUCAUCCCCUCAAACGCUGCCGAAGACCUACCGAAGAGCCUCGGCGCCUUCGAAUACGUGCUAGCAACAGCAACGAAAAAAGCCCAAGCAGUCUAUGAGCAAGAAAUCAACAACGAAACGCUCGGCGAGCCGGCCCUCAUCCUGGCCGCUGAUACCGUCGUCGUGGAUCCCUCAACAGGAAUAAUCCUCGAAAAGCCCCGCUCAGAAGCUCACCACAUAGCCAUGCUGCGUUCUUUGCGCGACGCGCGCAAUCACAAGGUUUAUACUGCGCUUGUGGCUAUGGCGCCAUUGGCUAGUGCGCGGGACCCGGGGUAUGCUAUUGAGACGACGGUUGAGGAGACGGCGGUGCGGUUCGAUGGCGAGGUCACCGAUGAGUUGAUUCUGGCUUAUGUGCGGACGCGCGAGGGUGCGGAUAAGGCUGGAGGGUAUGGGCUGCAGGGGCUUGGGAGUAUUCUCGUUGAGAAGAUUGAUGGCAGUUAUGACAAUGUCAUUGGGUUGCCGCUCAAGGCGACGUUGAAACUUAUUGAGAAUGUGAUGGCGAAGGCUGACGAUGACGAGGGGCUGCUCUCGGAUGAUGAGGAUGAGGACAUAGAGUAA